AUGCUCCGCAGCUUCGGCAAGAGAAUUCCAGGAGAUGGCAACACCGCUGCCACAUCAGUUGCUUACCAACUUUCUGAAACAUCCUUCAUCUACCCAAUCACACCAGCUACAACAAUGGGUGAACUCGUUGAUGCUUGGAUCGCUCAGGGACGCAAGAACAUCUGGGGCAACAAGGUCCACAUGGCCAUGAUGCAGUCUGAAGGUGGUGCUGCCGCAGCAGUCCACGGUGCUACAGCCGUUGGUGCUCUCUGCGCUACAUUCACAGCUUCACAAGGUGCUCUCCUUAUGAUCCCAGACAUGUACAAGAUUAUCGGUGAAAUGUGCCCAGCAGUCUUCCACAUCUCUGCUCGUUGCAUUGCUACAUCUGCUCUUUCCAUCUACAACGAUCACGGCGAUAUCUACGCUUGCCGUGCAACAGGCAUGCCAAUCCUUUUCUCCAAUGGUGUCCAAGAGGCUCACGAUCUCGCUGCUGUUGCUCACCUCACAACUAUCCACACAGGCCUUCCAUUCAUCCACACAUUCGAUGGCUUCCGUACAUCCCACGAAAUCAACACAUACGAAGAACUCGAUAACGAAACACUUUGGCCACUCAUCGACCAGAAGGCACUCGCUGCUUUCCGUGCUCGCUCUCUUAACCCAGAACACCCAUCUGAGCGCGGCACAAUCUGCGGCCCAGAAUACGUCUGGCAGAUGCACGAGAAGCUCCGCAAGCCAUUCCAGGCUCUCCCAACUGAAGUCGAGAAGAUGAUGAAGGCUCUCGGCGACAAGACAGGCCGUUACUACAAGCCAUACCAGUAUGCUGGCCCACGUGACCCAGAAAACGUCAUCAUCAUGAUGGGUUCUGGCUGCGAUCCAGUCGAAGAAUACAUCACAGAGCAUCCAGAGUUCAAGACAGGCCUCAUCAAGGUCCACCUCUUCCGCCCAUUCUCUGUUGAGAUGUUCAACGCUGCUAUCCCAGCCUCCGUCAAGAAGAUCUGCGUUCUCGACAAGGUUGUCGAUCCAACAGGCCCACGUGAACCACUCUUCGAAGAUGUUGCUGCUGCUCUCAUUGGCGAGCGCAACGUCAAGAUCAUCGGUGGCCGCUACGGUAUCUCAUCCCGCGACUUCGCUCCAGUCCAUGUCGAAGCUAUCGUCAAGAACCUCGCUUCCGAGCUUCCAAAGGACCGCUUCACAGUCGGCGUUGUCAACCCAGAGACACAGCUCCCACUCGGCAAGCCAUUCGAUCACCUUCCAGAAGGCACAAAGCAGUGCAUGUUCUGGGGUCUCGGCUCUGAUGGUACAGUCGGUGCUAACAAGCAGGCUAUCAAGCUUAUCGUUUCCAACACAAAGCUUUACGGCCAGGCUUACUUCGCUUACGAUGCCCACAAGUCCGGAGGUGUCACAACAUCCCACCUUCGUUUCGGUGCCAAGCCAAUCAACGCUCCAUACUACGUCCAGAACGCUGAUUACAUCGCUUGCCACAACCCAUCCUACCUCCACAAGUUCGACAUGACAAAGCAGCUCAAGAAGGGUGGUGUCUUCGUCAUCAACUUCCCAGGAUCUGCUGACCUCAACAAGGACCUUCCAGGAUCAUUCCGCAAGGCCAUCGCUGAGAAGGAUGCUAAGCUCUACACAAUCGAUGCUACUCAGAUCGCUAUCGACCUCAAGCUCCCAGGCCGUAUCAACAUGCUUAUGCAAACAGUCUUCUUCGGCCUCGCUAACAUCAUCCCAGCCGAAGAGUGCAUCGCUCUCCUUAAGAAGUCCAUUGCUAAGCAGUACGCUCGCAAGGGUAAGGAAGUCAUCCAGAAGAACUGGGACAUGGUCGACCAUGCUCUCCAGGGCCUCAAGGAGUUCAAGUACAACAAGGCUGAAUGGCUCAACGCUCCAGUCGAACCAAGACCAAAGCACGAGGGCAUCCGCCACAUCAUCGACAUGUCCAUCCUUCAGGAGGGUGAGUCCGUCUCUGUCGAUGAGAUGGUCGAAAUCGGCCUCGUUCCAAACGACACAGCCAAGUACGAGAAGCGUGGUAUCGCCGUCACAGUUCCAAAGUGGGAAGAAAAGAAGUGCAUCCAGUGCAACACCUGCGCCAUGGUCUGCCCACACGCUGUCAUCCGCCCAUUCCUUCUUACACAAGAAGAAGCUAAGGGCCUUACAACACUCAAGGCUAAGGGCAAGGAGAUCAAGAAUUACCAGUUCAGAAUCCAGAUCACACCACUCGACUGCACAGGCUGCGCAACCUGCGUCACAUCCUGCCCAACAAAGGCUCUCUCCAUGACAUACCGCAACGCCAAGCUCGAUGAGGAAGAGGGCAAGAACUGGGAUCAGUGCCUUGCUGCUCCAAACCGUGGCCACCUUCUCCCACCAACAAACGUUCGCAACGUUCAGUUCCGCCAGCCACUCAUCGAAUUCAACGGUGCUUGCCAGGGAUGCGGUGAAACAGCUAUCUGCAAGCUCCUUACACAGCUCUAUGGCGACCAGCUCUACCUUGCUAACGCUACAGGCUGCUCACUCGUUUGGGGUGCUACAUUCCCAUUCAACCCAUUCACAACAAACGAGCGCGGACACGGUCCAGCUUGGGCUAACUCCCUCUUCGAAGAUAACGCUGAAUUCGGCUACGGUAUGUUCAAGGCUGUCGAGGCCCGCCGUAACAUCACAAAGAAGCUCGUUGUCGAACUCCUCGAGUCCGGCGAAAUCAAGGGCGAGCUCAAGGAACUCUUCGAGCAACUCCUCAAGGUUUGGGAUCAGGACAAGGAAUCCGGCGAUCUCGCUGAGAAGAUCAAACCACUCCUCGCUAAGGUUCAGAACCCAUCCGAGAAGAUGUACGCUCUCCAGUCACAGGCUGACAUCCUUUCCAAGAAGCAAGUCUGGAUCGUCGGUGGUGAUGGUUGGGCUUACGAUAUCGGCUAUGGUGGCCUUGAUCACGUUCUUGCUUCUGGCGAAAACGUCAAGAUCAUCAUCUACGAUACAGAAGUUUACUCCAACACUGGUGGCCAAUGCUCUAAGGCUACAUCCCGUGGUGCUGUUGCUAACUUCUCUGCUGCUGGUUACACAAAGGCUAAGAAGGAUCUCGGUGCCAUCGCUAUGACAUACAGGAACAUCUAUGUCGCUUCAACAUGCCUUCUUGCUGAUCCAAACCAGGCUCUCAAGGCUCUCCAGGAGGCUAAGGAGUACAACGGCCCAGCUAUCAUCAUCAACUACUCUCCUUGCAUCAACCACGGUAUCAAGAAGGGACUUGGCUCAACACCAAAGCACUGCAAGGAUCUCCUCAAGACAGGUUACCUCAACCUCUUCCGUUACAACCCAGCUAAGCCAAAGCCACUCACAGUUGAUACAAAGCAGCCAGACUACAACCUCGACCCACUUGUCAAGGGCGAGAACCGUUUCGCUGCUCUUAAGGAUAUCUAUCCAAAGGAGGCUGAGACUAAGUUCCCACAACUUAUCAAUGAUAUGAAGACUCGUUACGAGGGCUACAAGAAGAUCCAGCAAACACAGUAA
This is a messenger RNA of Trichomonas vaginalis G3, 3474 nucleotides long. RefSeq names its product pyruvate:ferredoxin oxidoreductase proprotein. Gene Ontology annotation, biological process: response to oxidative stress; electron transport chain. The record is from RefSeq and is a predicted model, not a curated record. Bases 1 to 3474 code for a protein of 1157 amino acids. Lineage: Eukaryota; Parabasalia; Trichomonadida; Trichomonadidae. The transcript has a single exon. Gene Ontology annotation, molecular function: iron ion binding; thiamine pyrophosphate binding; oxidoreductase activity, acting on the aldehyde or oxo group of donors.